UGGAGAUACGUGUCAAACCAGUCUUAGGACUGAUGACCUUAUGAUGAUGAUGAUGACACCUUACGUAUAAUACCAACAAUGAGUAGGAAUGUAAGGACAACUUAAAGUAAUCGUGGCUUAACCUUCAAAAGUAUAACAUUAAAAAGAAAACGACCUUGAAUGCUGCGGCGGAAUCUAAAUCAUUCCAGCUAAAGAAGGUUAGCAAAAUCGUGACAGUUUGAUACAUUGCAGAGCCAACUUCACAGAGUUUGCCAUAAACUGUACAUCCGUUCACAUUGAUCUUAAAAUAAAGAUCUUUUUUUUUUAAACCUCCGCUUCUACUUCUAAUGCUAAAAAGUGCAUUCUUUUUGAAGCAACCGUCUGUCAAAAAUGACAUUCUGGCAUUUUUGUACGACACUAUUUGAACGACAUUCAUUUUACGUUGAUUGAUUUCUUCAAACUACUCAUUGAUGACUUAUUUCACGCUCCCAAAGGAAUUUGGUGAUGUAAUAAGUAACUUCGCAGAGAGCUAUCUUACCGAUCGGCCGGACGAUAUUAUUGAAUAUGCAGCUGGGUAUUUUGAGCGUUUACAGUUUCGCGCACUUGCAGUUGAACAGGCGCCCCCUCAUGAUACUCGGAUCCAUGGAAUCGAACACGUCUCUCACCCCCUUAACUAACAUCAGUAGUAGUAGCAGCAGCACCUACAGUAGCCAUACAACUUCCCCACUUCAACAGAUUGAACAGGAGGAAGACGAGGUCACAAUUUCAGCAAGUCCUCAAAAAAAUACGGAAGAAUAUUCGUAUCUCAUGGACAUGCUCCGGAAUAUACCUCGUUUUUCUACCGUCGACGAAGUGAUCUUAAAAGACAUAGUUGACAUGAUGUAUCCAAUUUUCGUGUCAGCAGGCGACACUGUGUUUGAUCAAGCCGAUCCUCGAAACAAUAUCUACGUGAUAGAGCAGGGUAUCUUCCAUGUUAUUACGCUCAGUCGCGACACUUGUCAAGAAGAAAUUCUAUAUGUUUACUCACAUCAGGGCAAUUUUGGGCAGAUGUUCGUUAGAGAAAACUGUCCCAUUCCAGCGUCAGUAAGAGCAGUGACCAAUGGCGUUUUAUGGAUAAUCGAAGGACGGGUCAUCCACAGAAUAAUUGCAGGAUUGAAAAAGUCCACAAAUAUCAUUAACAAUUAGUUCAGAGUCAAUUUAUUUAUAUAUAUAUAUAUACAUCCACGCAUUUUAUUCUACGCGUGUACUUAUAUGUUAUACUAUUAUGUAAUUUUUAUUUUGUUUUGAGUUAGUUUAAUAAAAA
Molecule: messenger RNA, 1282 nt
Organism: Agrilus planipennis (emerald ash borer)
Lineage: Eukaryota; Metazoa; Arthropoda; Insecta; Coleoptera; Buprestidae
Product: cAMP-dependent protein kinase type II regulatory subunit-like
Exons: 3
Coding region: 544-1164 (206 amino acids)
Source: RefSeq, a predicted model, not a curated record